Molecule: messenger RNA, 831 nt
Organism: Aspergillus affinis
Lineage: Eukaryota; Fungi; Ascomycota; Eurotiomycetes; Eurotiales; Aspergillaceae
Product: class I SAM-dependent methyltransferase
Exons: 5
Coding region: 1-831 (276 amino acids)
Source: RefSeq, a predicted model, not a curated record
AUGUCGACACCUCCUCCGGAAGAUGGAUACACUUUACGACGAAACUAUAUGUCGUCGAUGCGAUUAAAUGCACAACACUACCUCUGGAAAGACGCCGUCGGUUCGAACCUGCAUCCAGCAAUUCCCGUGCCGAACAAGGGCAAAGAUGUGCGGAUUGCAGAUAUAGGAACGGGAACUGGAAUAUGGAUGACAGACAUCAGUCGAGAAUAUCCCGCCGCCGAAAUCGACGGCUUCGAUGUCUCCUUCGAUCAGUGUCCCCAAGCGCAGUGGCUUCCCAAGAAUACCUCUCUUCGGUAUCUUGACCUUUACCAGUCUCUACCUGAUGAUCUUCAUGGAGUCUAUGAUAUUAUUCACCUGCGACUGUUUCUCGUGGUCAUUCGAGACGAUGAUCCCGUACCUGUGUUGAGGAACCUGGUUAAAAUGCUAAAACCGGGCGGCUGGAUUCAAUGGGCAGACCAUAACCUCGAUUCAUGGACGGUCGAAACCAUCGCACCGGAUGUGCCUAGCCCAGCGAUGGAAAAAAUGCGGGACAUGAUGGUGAAUACCGGACUGGGCCGCUGGGUCCCACGACUUCACGAUACUUUCAGCGAACAAGGCUUAAUUGACGUCCGAAAAGACUUCUAUCCGAUUGCGCCUCACAGCAGGUUAUAUUGGAGCCAGCUGCAAUUAAAUUCCAACGAGGAGUACAGCUAUCUGGGCAUGGAUAACAGCACGCAGGACGCCGUCGGACCGCAGUAUCGCAAUUUAAUUGCACAAGCGGCCGAGGAAGGGCGUAACGGGGCGGCGUUUAAUUUCACGCUCGAAGUCACAAUCGGAAGGAAAGCCGCGUAA